Messenger RNA from Monodelphis domestica (gray short-tailed opossum), 1292 nucleotides. RefSeq names its product interleukin-8. The record is from RefSeq and is a predicted model, not a curated record. NCBI's taxonomy places the organism in Eukaryota, Metazoa, Chordata, Mammalia, Didelphimorphia, Didelphidae. Gene Ontology annotation, cellular component: extracellular region. Gene Ontology annotation, molecular function: chemokine activity. Gene Ontology annotation, biological process: immune response; defense response; chemotaxis.
CAACACGCUCCAACCAACAGAAAGCCUCGGAAGCAACACAGCUGACAAGAGCUCCAGCUGCCAACCAGUAGGAAACCAGAAUAAAAGCAAACCACAAACUAACUGUGAACAUGACUUCCAAGUUGCUGGUCACUCUCCUGGCCAUCUGCCUCAUUUCUGCAGCACUGAAUGAAGGUGCUGUGUUGUCUUCAUCUGUAUCAGAACUCCGGUGUAAGUGCAUAAAAACAAAUUCCAAACCUUUCCAUCCCAAGCACAUUAAAGAGCUGAGAGUGAUUGAAAGUGGACCACACUGCCUAAACACAGAAAUCAUUGUCACUCUUCAAGAUGACAGAGAGCUCUGCCUGGAUCCUCAUGCAAAUUGGGUGCAGAGAGUUCUUCAAGCGUUUUUGAAGAGAACUGAGAAUGACUCAAAAUAGAUGGACAGACUUUCCCUCCACUUUGAAUUUAUCUCUCUAUCAAUAUGCCAAUGAAGCUUCGGGCAAAUCUACUUUAUGUAUCUAACAGGAGCCAGGAAAUUAAGGAAGUAGAGUCUGCUUUGCCACUGAUUCACUGGACCUCAAUUUCCUGCUCUCUAUAACAGCCAAAGAAUACUUGCCUAUUCCUACCUCAAUGGGAUGCUUAUUUUGAGGGCAAAAAUGCCAAAGCUGUUUCUGCUUUUUGGGGGUCAGAAAAUGUAAUAUUAUCUUCAGCUGUAACUUAAUUCUGAUAUUUACUAUUUAUGUAUUUAUUUUUAAAUGAUAGGCAAAAGGAUGUGGGAAGUUAGAAUUAAGAGGACUGGUGAUGAUAAAAACUGCCAUGAGAGAGAGUGGGACAAACUGGCAAUGAAAUGAGGGAGGAUGAUGGCUAGUUCUCCUACAUUCACUAUUAGGCAAAGGAUCUGUCUUCCCAGAUAUGAAGGGAUUGCAUUAGUGGAAAUCUGGAUUAGGGACUUCUACCCUAAUUGUGGAACAACAUCACAGUCUUACUGGGCUAAGGUCCCAGAAUUCUUCUCAGUGGGAGAAAUUAUUUAUGAUUUGUCAAUGCCUUGUCAGAGUUUAUUUAAAUGGUUGUGCUCUGUCACCACCAUACUUUAUUUAUUUAAUUUAAUUUAAGAAGACUUUUUAAUAUCAUGUCCAAGAGGAGUUUUCCUAAUAUUUUUGGUAAUUUGGAAGUCUGCGUAGAGCCAUGAAAUAUUUACGUACAAAAAUUGUAACUUAUUGCCUGCUUUGUAAACAUGUUUGCUUCACUUUAGAUUUUUGGUAAGAUUUUCCUGGAAGUUUUAUUUCAAUAAAAAAUGCAUUUUUUGAUUUACA